GUUCGAUAUGGACGGAUUUCAAACCACAGAUAGAAGGUCUGUCGAGAGAAAGAUUUACCGUGGUCGCUUGGGACCCGCCGGGCUAUGGAAAGUCGAGGCCGCCCGAUAGGACGUUUCCCGAUGACUUUUUCCAGCGCGACGCGGACUGGGCUUGCAAUCUGAUGAAGACUCUCGGCUACAGCAAAUUUUCAUUGAUAGGAUGGAGCAGCGGCGCUAUCACUUCUCUCAUGAUAGCUGCGAUGUUUCCCGGCAACAUUCGAAAGAUGGUAGCCGUCGCCGGGAACGCCUAUAUGACGCCUGAGGAAAUCGAUAUCUACAAAAAAUUUCGGGACAUCGAUUCCUGGUCCGAGAAAAUGCGAGCGUCGAUGAUCGCCAUCUACGGGGAAGAGUAUUUUCGCAAGAUAUGGACCGGCUGG
Messenger RNA from Ceratina calcarata, 416 nucleotides. Its product is annotated as valacyclovir hydrolase-like. Gene Ontology annotation, molecular function: serine hydrolase activity. Lineage: Eukaryota; Metazoa; Arthropoda; Insecta; Hymenoptera; Apidae. The annotation marks the transcript as partial. The record is from RefSeq and is a predicted model, not a curated record. The transcript is spliced from 2 exons.